AAGCCUACCUGAUAGCAAUACAAGGAAAGGAAUUUCCCUUUUCUCAAGCUCCAAUCUCUCAGACCCACAAAUCUUCUCUCUCUCUCUCUCUCUCUCUCUCUAGGACAGAGAAAAACACCUGGUCCGUGAAAAAUCAGUACCAAAAAGCAUUGUUUCUCUUUCUUCAUCUUCUUCAACUUCUUCUUAUAGCAUUGUUUUGGUUUAGUCAUUUUUCUCUGUUUGGGUCUUUGGAAAAAUGUCUUGUUGAUAAAGAAGGGUAAUGGGCAUUCCAUACACAACCCAUGUUCUAGAAUGCACUACUUUUUGCACCUCAUUUGUUUGCUUCCUCUUGUUUUUGUUCCUUUCUUGUGCUUUUAGCUCUCUUCGCUUCGUAUUGAGCAUCUGGGUUCUGUUCUAAAUCCACUGAUUGGUGUACUUCUUCUCUGUUCUCUGCAAUCCUUGUUCCAAAAAAAAAAAAAAAGAAAAAAAAACCUUCUUUUGGAGUUUUAGAUUUCUGGGCAUUUUUUAUUUUCCCUCUAUGAUAAAGAAAAGCAAAGGUUUUGCUAGAAGGAAAGCCUGUGAUGAAAGAAGAUGACUUUCUCUAAAAAAGUUAUCUUCUUGAGAAAAAUAGUAAGCAAGAUUUGGUUCUGGAGUUAGAAAAAGGAGAAAAGGAUCUUAUUUAUGGCUCUUUAAUCCCUGCUUUCUGGGUCUUUUGCUGAAAUUUAUUUUGUUUCAGAAACAUUAGAAGGCAAAACCAAGCAAUAUGGAGGUUUUGUUUUGGUUAUGUCUUCUUUUGCUAGUUGGGUCUCUGUCAAAGUCCCAGUUUGUAGUUUUCCAGCUCCAAGAUGAUCAAAACACAUUGUCAGCCAUUAACAAGGAGCUUGCAGUGCCUGGAUGGGGCACCAACAGCUCAGAUUACUGCUCUUGGCCUGGAAUAUUCUGUGGCGCAAACCAUUCGAUGGUCGAAAAGCUCGAUCUUUCCCACCGCGAACUCCGAGGUAAUGUGACUCUUGUUUCUCAGCUCAAAGCCUUGAAGUGGCUAGACCUGUCUUACAAUAACUUCCACGGUUCAAUUCCUUCAGCUUUUGGAAACAUGUCUGAGCUUGAGUUUCUUGAUUUGUCUUUGAAUAAGUUUGAGGGGCCAAUACCAUCUGAGUUGGGUGGUCUCAGAAACCUUAGGUCCUUGAACCUCUCAAAUAACUUGCUUGUAGGAGAAAUACCAGAUGAACUUAAGGGCAUAAAGAAGUUGCAAGAGUUUCAAAUUUCUAGCAAUAGGUUGAAUGGCUCUAUCCCUUUUUGGGUUGGGAAUUUGACCAAUCUUAGAGUUUUUACAGCCUAUGAGAAUUUUCUAGGCGGUAAAAUCCCGGAUAAUUUAGGGGCAGUUUCUGAGCUGCAAUUGCUGAAUCUGCAUUCUAACCAGCUUGAAGGGGUUAUACCAAAGAGCAUUUUUGCUUUGGGAAAGUUGGAGGUAUUGAUUCUCACCCAGAAUAGGUUGAGUGGUGAUGUGCCCGAAGAGAUUGGGAACUGCACAGGUCUUUCUAGUAUAAGAAUUGGGAACAAUGACCUUGUAGGCGCCAUUCCCCGAGCGGUCGGGAACAUUAGUAGCCUCACUUACUUUGAAGCAGACGACAACAAUCUGUCUGGUGAGAUUGUUGCCGAGUUUGCUCAGUGCACUAAUCUGACCCUCCUGAAUUUAGCCUCGAAUGGGUUCACCGGGACGAUUCCACGUGAGCUUGGACGGCUUAUGAAUCUGCAGGAGUUGAUUCUUUCUGGCAACAGUCUGUUUGGAGAGAUUCCAGAGUGGAUUCUCGGGUGUAAGAAUCUUAAUAAGCUGGAUCUAAGCAAUAACAGAAUCAAUGGUUCUUUGCCAGCUGAUAUCUGUAACAUGUCUAGAUUACAGUACUUGCUGUUGGGUCAGAACUCAAUUCGGGGAGAGAUACCUCGUCAGAUUGGAAGCUGCGGAAAACUGCUCGAGUUGCAAAUGGGUAGCAACUAUUUGACUGGCACUAUCCCUCCUGAGAUUGGUCACAUUAAGAACUUGCAGAUAGCCUUGAAUUUGAGCUUCAAUCAUCUGCACGGGACACUUCCUGUCGAGUUAGGGAAACUUGACAAGCUGGUUUCUUUGGAUGUCUCCAAUAAUCAGCUCACUGGAAAUAUCCCACCUGCAUUGAAAGGAAUGUUGAGCUUGAUAGAGGUUAAUUUUUCAAAUAAUCUGUUCACUGGACCAAUACCGACUUUUGUGCCAUUUCAAAAGAGCCUAAAUUCAAGUUUUGUGGGGAAUAAAGGACUCUGUGGAGAGCCUUUGAACUCUUUAUGUGGAGACUCCUACAGUCCUGAUCAUGAAAGCCAUCAUAAGGUCUCCUACAGGAUCAUCCUGGCUGUUAUUGGUUCUGGUUUGACGGUUUUUGCAUCUGUUACCAUAGUUGUUCUGCUGUUUAUGAUGAGGGAGAAGCAAGAAAGAACUGCCAAAGCUGCAGGGAUUGAAGAAGAUGUGGAAAAUAACCGACCAUCGAUAAUAGCAGGAAAUGUUUUCGUUGAGAACCUAAGACAAGCAAUAGAUCUCGAGGCUGUUGUAAAGGCAACCAUGAAGGAUUCGAACAAGCUCAUCAAUGGUACCUUCAGCACAGUCUACAAGGCAAUUAUGCCAUCCGGGAUGAUUCUGGCUGUCAAGAGAUUGAAAUCCAUGGACAGAACAAUCAUUCACCACCAGCACAAGAUGAUCAGAGAGCUUGAAAGGCUGAGCAGGCUCUGCCAUGAUAAUCUAGAGCGUCCAAUUGGGUUUGUUAUUUAUGAAGAUGUCGCUCUUUUGCUGCAUCAACACUUGCCCAACGGGACACUAGCUCAGCUUCUUCACGAAUCCACAAAGCAACCUGAGUAUGAGCCUGAUUGGCCGACAAGACUCUCCAUUGCAAUUGGAGUGGCAGAAGGGUUGUCUUUCCUCCAUCACGUGGCGAUUAUCCAUCUUGACAUUUCCUCUGUCAAUGUCCUUUUAGAUGCCAACUUCAGGCCGUUGGUUUCUGAGAUUGAGAUAUCAAAGCUUUUAGAUCCAUCGAAAGGCACUGCAAGUAUAAGCGCAGUCGCAGGCUCUUUUGGCUAUAUUCCUCCAGAGUAUGCAUACACUAUGCAAGUUACAGCACCAGGAAAUGUUUAUAGCUAUGGCGUCGUCUUGCUUGAGAUUCUUACCACGCGGUUUCCGGUGGAUGAUGCCUUUGGAGAAGGGGUAGAUUUGGUGAAGUGGGUUCAUAGUGCACCUUCCAGAGGGGAAACCCCAGAGCAGAUACUCGAUGCGAGGCUCAGCACCGUUUCGUUUGGUUGGAGAAAAGAAAUGCUUGCGGCUCUUAAGGUUGCAUUGCUCUGCACCGACAGCACAUCAGCUAAAAGGCCUAAAAUGAAGCAGGUUGUGGAGAUGCUUCAAGCAAUAAAACAGAACUGAUGAGAGGAUCAUAACCUAAACUUCUGAGUUGUAAAAUCCCAAUUGGAUCAAAAAGCUCAUCGCAAAAGAAGCGGUUUUCCACGCAAAAUCUGUUCGUACCAGUUUGCAUUCUUGGAUUAAACAUCCAGCUUGUUCUGUAUUAAAAGCAUUAAUAUGAAUUGGAAUAGAAAUAGGUGGUGGGUUGAUCCAAGGAGAGGCCUCCAGUGAGUGAGGAGCACACUGAGAUCAUGUUACAUAUUUCACAGUAAUUAUAAAUUUAUAAUGUCUGUUUGUGGUUUUA
Molecule: messenger RNA, 3692 nt
Organism: Morus notabilis
Lineage: Eukaryota; Viridiplantae; Streptophyta; Magnoliopsida; Rosales; Moraceae
Product: leucine-rich repeat receptor-like tyrosine-protein kinase PXC3
Exons: 2
Coding region: 743-3412 (889 amino acids)
Biological process (GO): protein phosphorylation
Molecular function (GO): protein binding; ATP binding; protein kinase activity
Source: RefSeq, a predicted model, not a curated record